Molecule: messenger RNA, 1599 nt
Organism: Macrosiphum euphorbiae (potato aphid)
Lineage: Eukaryota; Metazoa; Arthropoda; Insecta; Hemiptera; Aphididae
Source: the annotation of a GenBank genome assembly
AUGGAAUCUGAGCCGGUAAUUGUGGUGGAUCAAGAAAACUGUUUUAAUGAAGAAGACGAAGAUAUAGAUGAUGUGGCCGGAAAUGGGCAAGGAUGUCCCGAUACUCCUCCGCAGGACCCUUUUUUCCUGUCACCUUUCAGAGACAUGAGGAAACGCUCAUUACCGACACCGCAAUGCACAUCUGGAAUAACUGCUAGUCAAGUGCGGAGGUUGAGCGAUCAGGGAGCUGCCGGUGCGGCUGCCAGGGAACAGGCGUUCUUGGCCACGUUGACCAAGGCCCCGGGACCCUACACACCGGGUCGCCGACAUUCGGUCAUCACGAUAUCCAAGGCGCCCAUGCCGUUGUUCGGCCGCAACAGGCGCGAAUCGAUUGCAGCGUUCCCCAGCAAGGGUCCGAGGGUGAACCGCAGGGACUCGGCCGGUGGCGCCACGCCGUCUCCCACGGGUAGCCAGUUCAACUUGCAGCUGGACAUCAUGGACGACAUAGCGGACAUCAAGGCGGCGCGGAAGGUCAGGAUGAAGAUGUGGCAAACCGAGGACAAGGAAAAGAUGUGCGAGCUCCAGUCGAUGGACGGUGAAAACAAGCAAAUGUCCAGGUUCAAGGAGGCCAGGAGGUAUUCCAACAUCGACGUGUGCGAAAAAAUCGCUCCGCCCAUACCGGCCCGGCGACGUGCAUCGGAGCUGCCUCCCAACUUGACGCCGCAGGCCGGCAAACCAUCGUCAGCGUCAACGGCUGCGGCCCAAUCGUCCGGGAUAGUGUGCACGAACACGGAUCUGCUGUCGAUUAUGAACUCGUUGAAGUCGACGGCCACCAAAGCGUUGCAGUCGACCAAAGGUGGCGGCCCGCGGCAACGGGUGAACAGCAAGACCACUGACAGCCUGCCAACCGGCGUGGUCGGCGACGUCGUCGGCGGCGACCGUCGGCGGGACGUGCUCCGGACAGGCCGGUCGAACAGCGUGGACGUGGCCAACAUUGGCGCGGCGGCGGCCAUGGCGGCCGCGGCUGCGGGCAACAGCACCAGGAACUGGUUCAGGAAAAUGUCCACCCGGACGGCGACCGCUGUGUCGAUGGCGGCGGGGCAGCGGGGGGCCGACGCCGAGUGCGCGGAACAGCGUCUGGCCACCGCCGGCGGCGGCGAGUACGUGGUGCAAAAGUCACCCGUCGUCGUGACGUUCGCCGACGAACGGCCAAAGGUGUCGCUGUUGAUAGAUCCGUCGUCCGGUUGCAAACCGGAAAAGCACUGCACGACACCGCUGUCCCCGCCACCGCCACCGCCGCCACCACCGUCGUCGUCCGUCGACAAGAAACCGGCGCCCAACGGUGGUGACGUAGUGGUGUGGGACCGGCCCACCGGUUCGGUGGUGAACGCCGAGGUGUUGGGCACGGCCAUUGAGGGCUUCUUGGCGGCCAAGAAGUCGGGCGACAGCGCCGACGCGUCGCCGACUGGUGACGGCGAGCACCACGAACACCCGUCGCAGCAGCAGCAGCAGCCGUCUGGCGGCAAGCCCGUCGCCAAAACGUCCGCCGACCCGAGCACGCCCGCCCGCACGUGCGACACGUCCAUCUGUUCGUCGCUCAAAGAUCUGUUCGUCAAAUAG